AUGUGGCGCCAUGCCGUUCGGAGCGUGUGCAUCGGGACCAAGAUGCCACGGCCGCCCGGCGCCCCGGAAAAGCCGCUGGGCGUGUUGUCCUAUACCUUGACCAAAGCCGUCAGCGCGCACGUGCACGAAGCGCAUGUCGACCAUGCACAAAAAGCCGCCGCAAAGGGCGAGCUGAUUCUGGGCUCCGUGGCAUGGGAGGGGGACUCUGCGCUGCUGAUCUUCUCCUCAGAGGACUCGGCGGACCGCUUCGCCGCAAACGACCCGCUGCUGCGGCAGGGCCUGGCGCGGGUGGAGGUCCAGGAGUGGCCCGCGCCUUUGGCGCAAGAACUUCUUGCGGGGGGGGGGGGGGUGUAG
Effrenium voratum is the source of this 354-nucleotide messenger RNA. The record is from the annotation of a GenBank genome assembly. NCBI's taxonomy places the organism in Eukaryota, Dinophyceae, Suessiales, Symbiodiniaceae.